AUGAGCAAACCCCAUCGAUUCUCCCUCUCAUUACUAACCAACUGCAAAACUCUCAAAUCCCUCAAACAAAUCCACGCCCAAGUCUUGAAAAAAGGUCUCGACUCUGACCCCUUCGUGGCCGGAAAACUCCUCCUUCACUGCUCCAUAAACCUCUCCGAUUCCCUUGACUAUGCGCACCGCCUUUUCACCUACACUCCAAACCCAGAUGCUUUCAUGUACAACACUCUCAUUCGGGGGCUUGGUGAAUCAGAAACUCCUCAAAAGUCACUGUCUAUAUUCACUCACAUGCUCGGAUAUUCAAAUUCCCCGCCUGAUAGCUUUUCUUUUGCAUUUCUGCUCAAAGGGGCAGCCAAUGCUAGGUGUUUAAGAAUGGGUUCUCAGCUGCAUUGUCAAGCACUUGUGCGUGGGCUUGAUUCUCAUGCUUUUGUUGGGACUACUAUUGUUAGUAUGUAUGCAGAAUGUGGGAUAGUUGACUUCUCGAGGAAGAUGUUUGAUGAAAUGCCUGAACCAAAUGUUGUUGCGUGGAAUGCGAUGCUCACGGCUUAUUUUAGGUGUUACGAUUUAAAGGGUGCUGAAGGGAUAUUUUAUUUAAUGCCUUUUAGGGACUUAACUUCGAUGAAUGUGAUGCUUGCAGGGUAUACUAAGGUUGGUGAGCUUGAGCUUGCAAAGAAGUUGUUCUUGGGGAUGUUAAUUAAGGAUGAUGUUUCGUGGAGUACAAUCAUUAUUGGCUUAGCUCACAGUGGUUCUUAUGAUGAGGCAUUGAGUUACUUUAGGCAGUUGCGGAGGCUUGGGUUGACACCCAAUGAGGUAAGCUUGACAGGGGUUCUAUCUGCCUGUGCACAAUCUGGGGCAUUGGCGUUUGCAAUAACAUUGCAUGGAUUUAUUGAGAAAUCUGGAAUGGUUUGGAUUCUUUCAGUGAAUAAUGCACUUUUGGAUACUUAUUCUAAGUGUGGGAGUUUGGAUAUGGCUUGUUUGGUUUUCAAGAGAAUGCCAGGAAAGAAGAGUAUUGUUUCGUGGACUUCAAUGGUUACUGGGCUUGCAAUGCAAGGGUAUGGUGAGGGCGCGAUAAAACUUUUUAAUGAGAUGAAGGAAUCUGGUACCAAACCUGAUGGGAUCACUUUUAUCUCUAUCCUUAAAGCAUGCAGUCAUGCUGGGCUAAUUGAACAAGGGUACAAGAUUUUCUCCAAAAUGACAGAAGAGUAUGGAAUUGAUCCAACCAUUGAGCAUUAUGGCUGUGUGGUCAACCUAUAUGGCCGGGCUGGUCUGCUGCAAAAAGCAUAUGAUUUUGUGAUUCAAAUGCCAAUUCCUCCUACAGCUAUUAUUUGGCGAACACUUCUUGGGGCUUGUAGCUUUUUUGGAGAUGUUGUUUUGGCUGAGCGAGUUAAGGAGAGACUUGCUAAGGCAGAUCCUGAUAAUUCGGGUGACCAUGUUCUGUUGUCAAAUACCUAUGCUGUUGCUGGGAAGCAAAAUGAUGUUGUCAUGACAAGAGAAUCAAUGGCAGAGCUGAAGAUGAAGAAAAUUCCUGGUUGGAGCAUGAUUGAAGUGGACAAAUUCUAAUAUUGUUCUGUGCUUGAUGUAUAGGAGGAUUUGAUAAGAGGAAGCUUUCCAGAAGCUGAGAAGAAAACCUAGAGCUUACAACUGAGGAAUGCAACAUUCCAAAUACCCUAGUCUUGCCACCUGUUUUCUUGAUACACAAAUAAAGUUAACCAACUCCCUGUCUCUAUACACUCACUCAUGCACGCACAGGGGCUCAAA
This is a messenger RNA of Coffea eugenioides, 1755 nucleotides long. Its product is annotated as pentatricopeptide repeat-containing protein At1g74630. NCBI's taxonomy places the organism in Eukaryota, Viridiplantae, Streptophyta, Magnoliopsida, Gentianales, Rubiaceae. The coding region runs from base 1 to 1557 and encodes 518 amino acids. Gene Ontology annotation, molecular function: protein binding; RNA binding. Gene Ontology annotation, biological process: RNA modification. The transcript has a single exon. The record is from RefSeq and is a predicted model, not a curated record.